ACUUGUCAACUUAUCACAUCAUCCACCUUUUUUGUUUCUCCUAAAAAAGAAAUAAAAAAUCAAAAUUACAAAAGAAGUUCAAAGAAGAACCCAGAAAAGGGCUAAGCUUUCCUUCUCUUUCAGAGAGAGAAACCUCAUUCAAUUCUGGAGAGUGAAAAUAAAAUAAAAUUCAUGUGUACUUUUUGUUAGGGUUUUGUUCUGGGUUUUUGUAUUUGAAAUUUUUAUUUAAGUAAAUUGAAGGAUUUUUGGUUGAAAAUCAUCAAUUAGUUGAUGGGUUUGAUUCAAAUUUAAUUUAAUUUGAUGGUGAAAUUCUGGGUUUUAUUCUGUUUUUGUUUUUGAUUAUUAUUAUUCUGGGGUUAAAUUUGAGGGUUUUAAAGAAGAAACUGAGGAGAUAGAAAUUAUUGGAAAUGUAUGUGGCUUCUCCCAUGCGAAAGUCGUUCAAGGAUUCUCUGAAAGUUCUAGAAGCUGAUAUUCAACAUGCUAAUACUCUGGCAUCAGAAUUUCCUAGAGAAUAUGAUGGUGCUUGUCUUCAAAUGAGAAUGUCAUAUGCUCCUGCUGCCCAUUUCCUGCUUUUCUUGGUCCAGUGGACUGAUUGCAACUUAGCAGGGGCACUUGGUUUGUUGAGAAUUUUAAUUUAUAAGGUUUAUGUGGAUGGCACCACUACCAUGUCAACACAUGAAAGAAAAGCAAGUAUCCGAGAGUUUUAUGCGGUAAUAUAUCCCUCAUUAUUACAACUUCAAAGUGGCGUUACUGAUACCGAGGAUAAAAAACAAAAAGUUGUUUGCAUGGAGAGAUAUCGGAAAAGAGAUGAAGAGGAAUAUAGGCAGUAUACAGAUAUGGAUAUUGAAAGAGAGGAAGAAUGUGGUAUUUGCAUGGAGAAUUACAGCAAAAUUGUGCUGCCCAAUUGCAACCAUGUCAUGUGCCUAAAGUGUUAUCGAGAAUGGCGCUCAAGAUCACAAUCCUGCCCCUUUUGCCGAGAUAGUCUGAAGAGGGUGAACUCUGGAGAUCUUUGGGUGUUCACUGAUAGUAGAGACGUGGUUGACAUGACAACAUUGACGAAGGAGAAUCUUAGGAGGUUGUUUAUGUAUAUAGAGAAGUUGCCCCUGAUUGUUCCGGAAUCCCUAUUCGAUGCAUAUGAUUCACACCUGAAAUGAAGGAAAGGACUAUGGUCUGUUAGCCUGCAGUAUUCUCGCUGUCGCAGCUGUGGUUAGCCUACAGUAUUCUUGCUGUCGCAACAGUUGCUUUUAGACUAUGGUCUGUUUAGAUUAGUUAGAAGUGCAAAUGUUCUUUUAAAUGACUUUGCUGUCUAUUCUGUGGUUAAAUCUCAUGCCUGAUUUAUUUGAAGGCAAGAGAAGGAAGGUUGGGGUGGUUUCCUGUUAUGGGUUCCGUAAAUUUGUAUGUAGGUAAAUGUGUACAUGCUUGUACAGCUCUGUUAUUCAGAAAAAAAAAAAAAGGGUAGAACUCCUUUCUUUUGUUUAUAUUCAAUGCAGGAACCCAAGGCACUCCUAUAUUAUGUUGUGAUCAAAUGCCUUUCAUCUCUUUAGUUCUGCUGCCGCCAAUGAUGCUGAGCUCGCCAAGAUAUCGUGUAAGGCUGUAAAAAUUAUUCGUCCUGGGCGGCGAAUUGGGUAUACAAAAAUUAUAGAUGUGUUGUACUGUAUUGAUAGUUCCAAAUUUAGGAAAUCUGAAAACUUCUGAUUUUAAAAUAGGAUUCCUGAUUUUAUUUGGUAGAAGUGCUUUAAUCAAACUUUGAAAAUUCCUAAAAAGAGAAGCCAUGUAGUAUAUGUCACAUUUUUUACAAGGUGGUUUGGCCUAAAAGGUCUAGUACUUGUUCUCUUCACUUUAA
Chenopodium quinoa (quinoa) is the source of this 1843-nucleotide messenger RNA. RefSeq lists its product as uncharacterized. Gene Ontology annotation, molecular function: ubiquitin protein ligase activity. The record is from RefSeq and is a predicted model, not a curated record. NCBI's taxonomy places the organism in Eukaryota, Viridiplantae, Streptophyta, Magnoliopsida, Caryophyllales, Amaranthaceae. Bases 408 to 1154 code for a protein of 248 amino acids. The transcript is spliced from 5 exons. Gene Ontology annotation, biological process: protein ubiquitination.